This is a messenger RNA of Vigna angularis (adzuki bean), 1846 nucleotides long. Its product is annotated as protein FIZZY-RELATED 1. NCBI's taxonomy places the organism in Eukaryota, Viridiplantae, Streptophyta, Magnoliopsida, Fabales, Fabaceae. Gene Ontology annotation, molecular function: ubiquitin ligase activator activity; anaphase-promoting complex binding; protein binding. The transcript is spliced from 10 exons. Gene Ontology annotation, biological process: anaphase-promoting complex-dependent catabolic process; positive regulation of ubiquitin protein ligase activity; positive regulation of anaphase-promoting complex-dependent catabolic process. The record is from RefSeq and is a predicted model, not a curated record. Gene Ontology annotation, cellular component: anaphase-promoting complex. The coding region runs from base 136 to 1500 and encodes 454 amino acids.
CAUUCUCACUUUUUUCCCGCGAAAAAAGCGUCUAUUUCCCGGGAAAAUUCUGGGGGCUUCUCAUUUCAUCAAAUCGAAGGAAGAAGAAGAAGAAUAAGGGGGAAAGAGAAAAGGGUUUGGUUAGGUUUGAUUAUUAUGGACGAAUCGUUCGCUCCACCUCCUCCAAUGUCCUCUUCCCAGCACAACCAUGUCAAACGAAUGUUAAAUUCCAAUCGCUUCAAAUCACCUUCCAAAACAAUCUACUCCGACCGCUUCAUACCCAGCAGAUCCGCUUCCAAUUUCGCUCUGUUUAACCUAUCGCCGUACACGGAAGACGGUUGUAGCUGCAGCCCCUAUGGCAGUGCGCUGCGGAGUGCCUUGUUUGGACCUUCUACACCCAAUAAAUUCGAAAGCCCUAAUAUAUUUCGUUUCAAAUCGGAGACUCGACAGUCCAUGCACUCUCUUUCUCUCACUCCUUUUACUUCCCAAGAUGUCCUUCUCCCUGGCUAUGACUACAAUCACAAGCCUCUUAAGCGCCCUCGAAAGAUUCCUCCCUCGUCUUUUAAGGUUCUGGAUGCGCCAGCUCUGCAAGAUGAUUUUUAUCUGAAUCUCGUGGAUUGGUCCUCCAGCAAUGUCUUGGCUGUGGCUCUGGAAAACUCUGUUUAUUUGUGGAAUGCUUCCAGCAGUAAGGUAACGAAGCUAUGCGAUUUGGGGGUUGACGACUCCGUUUGUUCAGUUGGCUGGGCUCCGCUUGGCACCUACUUGGCUGUCGGAUCAAACAGUGGAAAAGUCCAGAUUUGGGAUGUAUCUCAAGGCAAGUCUAUAAGAACUAUGGAGGGUCAUCGAUUACGUGUUGGGACCUUGGCCUGGAGUUCAUCUCUUUUGUCUUCUGGUAGCCGGGAUAAAAGCAUUUACCAACGAGACAUACGUGUACAGGAGGAUUUUGUCAGUAAACUGUCUGGGCAUAAAUCAGAGGUUUGUGGACUGAAGUGGUCUUAUGAUAACCGUGAGUUAGCAUCAGGUGGAAAUGACAACAAGCUACUUGUUUGGAAUCAAAACUCCACCCAGCCCAUCCUGAAGUUCUGUGAGCAUACAGCAGCUGUUAAAGCUAUUGCGUGGUCUCCUCACACAAAUGGACUUCUUGCAUCUGGAGGAGGUACUGCAGACCGUAGCAUUCGUUUCUGGAGUACAGCCACAAACUCACAGUUAAACUGCAUCGACACUGGAAGUCAGGUUUGUAAUCUUGUCUGGUCUAAAAAUGUAAAUGAAUUGGUGAGCACGCACGGCUACUCCCAGAAUCAGAUAAUGGUUUGGAAAUAUCCCACCAUGUCAAAGCUGGCAACUCUUACAGGCCAUACUUACAGAGUUCUUUAUCUUUCCAUUUCUCCUGAUGGACAGACUAUUGUCACUGGAGCUGGAGAUGAAACCCUAAGAUUUUGGAAUGUAUUCCCUUCACGGAAAUCACAGAAUACUGAGAGUGAAAUUGGAGCAUCUUCUUUUGGAAGAUCUAUCAUAAGGUGACUUCAACUUGCAUAUAUAUAGCACAAGUGGCUGAAUGAAAUUUCAGAACAGCAAGAAUACCGUAACGGUGGAAAAUUGUAUGUAGAAGACAUCUACUAAUUAUGAAAGCCUUAGGGAGCCAUGAAUUUACAAAUAUGGCUGCCACUGGUGGAAAUCCCUGUCCAUGAAUUACCUUUAGAUUUAUCUGUACAUGUUUGUUGAGGGGAGUUGAAGCCAAGUUUUGUUUUCUCCAUUUUUUGUGUUCUUUCCUGUAAUGCGCCUUGCAUUACAUUGAUAAAUUAAGAAUAGAAUCAUGUUUUCCAUGUAAUGGAACAGCUUUUGUAUAUAAAAGUAUACUUCCCUCGGA